Messenger RNA from Racocetra persica, 164 nucleotides. NCBI's taxonomy places the organism in Eukaryota, Fungi, Glomeromycota, Glomeromycetes, Diversisporales, Gigasporaceae. The record is from the annotation of a GenBank genome assembly.
AAACAUCAGCAUUCUAUAGAUGGCAUGAUAAUCAAUAUGAAUCUGUAAAGUUAUUUUUAAGUGAGAAAAGUUAUAAAAUCAUACUUAAUUUGGAUAAGCUGAUGCGUGUAUUUAGUUUCUUAACAGGGUUUUUUAACAAAUUACCAAGGGAUGCAUUUAAUACA